GAGUCCAGCCGCUCCGUUUCCCCUAGGUUGGGCGCGGGUGGGCGGCAUUAGCGCUUUGUCAGAAUGUUGCGCCUGGUGAGCUGGAACAUUAAUGGGAUCCGGAGCCCUCUGCAAGCGGUGGUACAGGAGCCCAACAACUGUACCGCCAAGUCCAUGGCGCGCAUUUUGGACAAGCUGGAUGCCGACAUCCUCUGUCUUCAGGAAACCAAAGUUACCAGGGAUGUGCUGACAGAGCCCCUGGCUAUCAUUGAGGGCUAUAACUCCUAUUUCAGCUUCAGCCGCAACCGUAGUGGCUAUUCUGGUGUAGCCACCUUCUGUAAGGACAGUGCUACCCCAGUGGCUGCUGAAGAAGGCCUGAGUGGCGUACUUGCCAUGCAGAAAGGGGACGUGGGUUGCUAUGGAAACAUGGAUGAGUUCACCCAAGAGGAGCUUCGGGCUCUGGAUAAUGAGGGCCGGGCCCUUCUCACACAGCACAAGAUCCGUACGUGGGAAGGGAAGGAGAAGAUCCUGACCCUAAUCAAUGUGUACUGCCCCCACGCUGGGAAGCCUGAGCGGCUGGCCUUUAAGAUGCGCUUCUAUCACUUGCUGCAGAUCCGAGCAGAAGCCCUCCUGGCGGCUGGCAGCCAUGUGAUCAUUCUGGGUGACCUGAAUACAGCCCACCGCCCCAUUGACCACUGUGAUGCAGUCAAUCUGGAAUGCUUUGAAGAGGACCCAGGACGCAAGUGGAUGGACGGCUUGCUCAGUAAUCUGGAUUGCCAGGGUGGGUCCCCCGUAGGGACCUUUACUGAUAGCUUCCGCUGCUUCCAUCCAAAGCAGGAGGGGGCGUUUACCUGCUGGUCGACAGUCACUGGUGCCCGCCGUCUGAACUAUGGCUCCCGGAUUGACUAUGUGCUGGGGGACAGGACCCUGGUCAUGGACACCUUCCAGGACUCCUUCCUGCUGCCUGAAGUGAUGGGCUCUGACCAUUGCCCUGUGGGUGCAGUUUUAAGCGUGUCUCCUGUGCCCGCAAAACAAUGCCCACCUCUUUGUACCCGCUUCCUCCCUGAGUUUUCAGGCACCCAGCUCAAGAUCCUUCACUUCCUAGUUCAUCACAAACAAGAUCGUGUGUCCAAGCAGUCAGCGCAGCAGCUCAGCACUCAAACCCAGGUACAGAUGCGCCAAAACAAAGCCCGAGUGCGUUCAACCAGGCUUCGACCAAGUCAGGCUGGCUCCAACAGAGGGCAAAAAAAAUUGAUAAACUACUUCCAGCCAUCCUCCAGCUGUUCCCAAGCUCCUAAUUUGGAGCUUCCUAGCUUGGGUACCCUUGUGACCCCAAAGACCCCAGAAGACAAGGUGAUGGUCAAAGUGAUGGAGGGGCAGACCAAGGCUUCAGAGGCCAAGGAUGAGAAGGAGGUACGGACCUCAUUCUGGAAGUCUGUGCUGGGGGGUCCCUUGCCCAUGCCCCUCUGCAGGGGCCACGGGGAACCAUGUGUGAUGCGAACUGUGAAGAAGCCAGGACCCAACCAGGGCCGCCACUUCUACAUGUGUUCCAGGCCCCGGGGUCCUUCUACUGACCCCUCUUCCCGCUGCAACUUCUUCCUCUGGAGCAGGCCCAGCUGAUGUGUUCCAGGCCCCGGGGUCCUUCCACUGACCCCUCUUCCUGCUGCAACUUCUUCCUCUGGAGCAGGCCCAGCUGAGCCAGCCCAGGCCUAGGGAUGUCUGGCCUGGUCAGUCCUGUACAUGAUCGGAGGCAAGCACCUUCCUAAGCUGCCACCUCCUCCCCCAAGGCUUCCUUCCCCUCCUCCUCCUCCCUCACCUUCCUCAAGGACCCUUCUGUUUCUUCUCUCUUCUUCCUCCAGGGCGUCUCUUCCUCUGUCUAGCUCCUCAUUGGGGAGCUUCCUGUGCCUUAAUGCUGCAACCCAGUCCUCCACCCCACUUCCCACUUUCCUGUAAGAAGUACACAGGAACCAGUUGCUCCAGGAAAUUUAAAAACCCUUCCUUUCCUUGUUAGGAAAUGUAUCUGUGCCUAAAUAAAGUCUGUGUCUUUGUUUUAGUG
Messenger RNA from Miniopterus natalensis, 2035 nucleotides. RefSeq names its product apurinic/apyrimidinic endodeoxyribonuclease 2 (gene APEX2). Gene Ontology annotation, molecular function: DNA-(apurinic or apyrimidinic site) endonuclease activity; endonuclease activity; DNA binding. Gene Ontology annotation, cellular component: nucleus. Gene Ontology annotation, biological process: base-excision repair. NCBI's taxonomy places the organism in Eukaryota, Metazoa, Chordata, Mammalia, Chiroptera, Miniopteridae. The record is from RefSeq and is a predicted model, not a curated record.